This is a messenger RNA of Plasmodium cynomolgi strain B, 1947 nucleotides long. Its product is annotated as queuine tRNA-ribosyltransferase. NCBI's taxonomy places the organism in Eukaryota, Apicomplexa, Aconoidasida, Haemosporida, Plasmodiidae. The transcript has 3 exons. Gene Ontology annotation, biological process: tRNA queuosine(34) biosynthetic process; tRNA wobble guanine modification. The coding region runs from base 1 to 1947 and encodes 648 amino acids. Gene Ontology annotation, molecular function: pentosyltransferase activity. Gene Ontology annotation, cellular component: cytoplasm. The record is from RefSeq and is a predicted model, not a curated record.
AUGGACGAACCUGAUCAUAAGUCAGAUCGAAAAAAGAAGGCCUGCUUCCUGGAGACGGACUCCCCUACAAACGAAAAUCAAAAGAAAAAUGAUUAUAAGAAAUACGACGAAUUUGUGAGUUUCUGCGAGGAGAGUUUUUCCUACAUCGACAUGGAAGACGUGAAUAAACAAAUCGGUGUUCUCAGAUCGAGGGGUGGCCAAGCGGAGAUGUACUUAUCCAAUGUGGUGAGCAGUUCGGGUGACGAAGGGGGAGAGGAUGGAUGUCACUUGGAGCCACAGGAGAGGCAGGGUGCUACCCCCAGGAAAGAACAAAAGUACACGAAAAAUUUGAAGCUAAUAAACAUAAAGAAGCACAGGAGAGCCAGGAUCAACUUAAUACUCAUUAGGAAGAAGUACACAGGGGGGAAGCAGACGGAGGGGGGGCAAACAACAGCUCACCAUAGCGCAGCUCACCAUACCGCGGUUCACCAAACGGAAUCUCACCAUAGCGCACCACACCAAACGGAGGGCCGCCCACCCGCCAAGAAAAACACCGUGGUGGUGUCCCCCAUUUUCAUGCCUGUCGGCACGAAGAGCUGCAUCAAGGGGCUGGUGCAGGAAGAAGUACAGCUCCUGUGCAACGAUAUAAUUCUCAGCAACACGUACCACUUAGCCAACAUAUAUGACAUGGGAACCUUUGAGGAUAACAAGGGCAUUGGGAACUUCAUCCGUUUUCCCAAUGCCAUGCUGACCGACUCGGGGGGGUUCCAAAUGGUGUCCCUGAGCAAACGAAUAACGAUACUGGAGGAGGGCAUCCUCUUCGACAAUAUAUACGACGCCGCGGUUAUGCGCAGGAACGUGCGUGCGGUGGGGGGGGGCGCCGAAGGGAAGGUGAAGGAGGAGAAGGAAGUGAAGGAGGAGAAGGAAGUGAGGGAGGAGAAGGAAGUGAGGGAGGAGAAGGAAGUGAGGGAGGAGAAGGAAGUGAAGAAGGAGAAGGAAGUGAAGGAGGAGAAGGAAGUGAAGGAGGAGAAGGAAGUGAAGGAGGAGAAGGAAGUGAGAGAGGCGACGGAAGUGAGGGAAGCGGUUUCCUCCAUCCCAACCGACGCCGCUAACCAAAUGGGUGCCGCGAACCAAAUCCUGUUGACGCCGGAAACCUCCAUAAGGCUGCAGAACCAAAUCGGCAGCGACAUCAUCAUGGCCCUAGACGACGUGCGCCCCGCAACGGAAACAGACGUGGAGAAGAUAGAGGAGGCGACGCACAGGACCAACAGGUGGCUGCAGAGGUGCAUACAAGCUCACACCAGGGAAAGAGAGCAAACCCUAUUUGGAAUAAUCCAGGGGGGACUCCACAUCAGACUGAGAAACGAAUCGAUGGAGUUUAUUUUGAAACAGAAACUAAAUGGUUAUGCUGUGGGUGGACUGUGUGGUGGAGAAAGAAAAAGGGACUUCUUCAACGUAGUGCACCAUUGCUCAAAUGAGAAAAAUAAAAAAUGGAAUCAUUUGCCAGAAAAUAGAUGCAGGUACAUUAUGGGGAUAGGCUACCUCGUUGACAUUCUUUUUUGCUCUCUCCUGGGUUACGACAUGUACGACUGUGUGUAUGCAUCGAGGACGGCUAGGUUUAACACUGCCUUGAGUUAUGACGGAACGAUAAAAUUGAAGCAAGCCAAAUAUGCCUAUGAUUUCUCCCCACUUGUGAGCAACUGCCAUUGUUAUGUGUGUUAUAAUUUUUCCAAAUCGGCUCUGCAUCUACUUAUAUCGAAAAAGAACCCAAUUGUGAAUGUCCUGUUGACCAUCCAUAAUAUUUAUUUUACCUUGCACUUUUGUUAUCUCCUUCGAGUUGCAAUUUUUUUGGAGAAAACGGAUCUAUUCGUGACGACUUUUCUGUAUAACUACUUCGUCAUAGGGUGUAGGAAUGGCAACUAUAAGAUCCCCGAUAAUGACAAGGCGGUUCCGGUCGAUGCUGUCUAG